Actinia tenebrosa (Australian red waratah sea anemone) is the source of this 2453-nucleotide messenger RNA. RefSeq lists its product as uncharacterized. NCBI's taxonomy places the organism in Eukaryota, Metazoa, Cnidaria, Anthozoa, Actiniaria, Actiniidae. Gene Ontology annotation, molecular function: ADP-ribosylglutamate-[protein] hydrolase activity. Gene Ontology annotation, cellular component: nucleoplasm. Gene Ontology annotation, biological process: peptidyl-glutamate ADP-deribosylation; DNA damage response; purine nucleoside metabolic process. The record is from RefSeq and is a predicted model, not a curated record.
UGACAGUUUUCUUCUUUCCAAGAACCCAUCUUUGAGAACUCAAACAAUAUUUAAUAUCUUUGUUGCGUACAGCUGUAAAAGUUUAGUGGAAUAUCAUUUCCACACUUAUUGUUAUCAAAAUUGGGAAUAUUUGGUCGGCGUUCGAAGCUUUAAGGAGCUUCUCAUAUCGUUGGAUACCCGGUUGGAUAAUGAACCAGAACGAAGAUACGUCGAAGUACUCGAAGGUUCAAAAAGAAAAUGAGGAAGCACAAGAUAACUUCACUGAAGAGCCAAGCGGGAAUAAAGAACCUGAGUGGAAAAAAUACCAAAAAAUGCCACUAGAGAAAAAGAGGAAGUAUUACGAAUGUGGUGAAGAUUAUGUACAGAUAAAGGAUAUCGAAAAAUGGUCAGAAUUUUACCAAAGCGAURGCUAUCACUUCUCCAAAAUCCAGAAAAAAAAUGAAAGUGAAAAAACAGGUUAUCCUGUUGAUAAGAACAUCAAUGACAAACUCUCACUGUGGGUAGGAGAUAUCACAACACUGGAGAUAGAUGCUAUUGUCAAUGCAGCAAACAGUAGGUUAUGUGGUGGAGGUGGUGUUGAUGGCUGUAUCCACAGGGCUGCUGGUCCUACCCUUCUUGAAGAGUGCAGAUUACUGAACGGUUGUGACACUGGAGAUGCCAAGAUUACGUCAGGGCAUAAGCUUCCAGCUAGACAUGUCAUCCACACUGUUGGUCCUAUCGGACAAAAUGAAAAAGCUUUGGAAAACUGCUACAAAAAUUGUCUAAAGCUUGCAAAAGAAAAUAAAGUCAGAACACUGGCUUUUUGCUGUGUUUCAACUGGUAUCUUUGGCUAUCCUAACAGAGAUGCUGCUGAAGUAGCCUUAAAAACAACUCGUGAAUGGCUAGGAGAUGAAAGCAAUGCUAAUGCAGUUGACAGGAUCAUUUUUUGUUUGUUUUUGGAAAAAGACAUCAACAUCUAUGAAACUUUAAUGCUCAAGUAUUUUCCACCAGGAGAACUCAAGAAACCUACUGAAACAUCAGAAGAAAUCCCAAAUACACAUACUAAUUCUGAGAAAGAUAAGAAAACAGGGAUAAAAGAACCUGAGAAGAAAGAGAAAAAAGAUGCAAAAACAGAAAUCAAAGAUAAAGAUGACACAAAGAACAGUGACGAAAAAUCAGAGAAAGAACCUGAGAAGAAAGAGAAAAAAGAUGCAAAAACAGAAAUCAAAGAUAAAGAAAUGAAAAAAGUUGAGAAAACGCAAAGAGGGAGAAAGAUAAAAGACCAAGAGAAAGGUUAUGUUGAAAUUCCAAUUCCCAAGAAACAGAAGCAGGAUAAUAAUGACCAUGGUGAAACAAAAGGACAGCAAGAUGUGGAGAUGAAUGAAGAAGGAACUCGGGCAAAAGAAGAACAGAAUACAGAGGAAAACAAACGAGAAAAGAAAAUGCAAGAUGUCGAAAUUCCAAUUCCUAAGAAACAGAAGCAGGAUAAUAAUGACCAUGGUGAAACAAAAGGACAGCAAGAUGUGGAGAUGAAUGAAGAAGGAACUUGGGCAAAACAAGAACAGAAUACAGAGGAAAACAAACAAGAAAAGAAAAUGCAAAAGCAAGAUGUUCCAACUCCAAUUUCCAAGAAACAGAAGCAGGAUAAGAAUGAUGAUGAUGAAGCGAAAGGACAUCAAGAUGUAGAGAUGAAUGAAGAAGGAACUCGGGCAAAUCAAGAUGCAGAGGAAAACAAACAAGAUGAAAAAAUGCAAAAGCAAGAUGACAAAAUGGAAGUGGAAGAAGACAACCUCUCAAAACAAGAAACAGAUGAAAAGGAAGUCAUGGGAAUAAAAGAACAGCAAGCUAAUGAAACCAUGGAAACUGUGGAAAUGCAACAUGAAGAGGUUUAGGGGAUCCCUCAAAGUCUUCCAAAAACUUAGUGGGAAAAAAACCCAAAACAUUUUGUUGUUUUGUGGGGACCCUGUGGUAAAGCAAGAAAUUUUACACUACCACAGGGAGCUCAAUUUAAAGCUAGAAAGGAUUGUUUUCAUAGAUAUAGAUAGGUAAAACAGUCUAAAAGACCAUUUAGUUAGAGAGACAGAGUUAAAUCAUUUGGUAAUAACCUGAAUUUGAGGAGCCUGUGGGAGCCCAAUUUAAAGCUAGAAAGGAUUGCUUUCAUAGAUAUAGAUAGUUAAAACAGUCUAAAAGACCUUUUAGUUAGAGAGACAGUUAAAUUGUUUGUUGGUAAUAACCCGAAUUUGAAUUAGACUUUUGCCACCACAGGAAGCCCAAGCCAAUGUUAGCAUGAGCCAGCAUUAAGAGUGUAGCUCGAUAAAUUCAGAUUCAUUAAAAAUAUGUUAUGAGUUGCUAGAUUUCAAAACACUCUUCCUCUACAUCUUUUUUUUUUAUAGCUAUUUAUUCUUUAGCUCGCUCAAACUAGCACUUGUGCGCUAUCAUAUUUAGUGAGAAUAAAUAAAUAUUYGUUAUUAUUA